This is a messenger RNA of Pelobates cultripes (western spadefoot toad), 13036 nucleotides long. The record is from the annotation of a GenBank genome assembly. NCBI's taxonomy places the organism in Eukaryota, Metazoa, Chordata, Amphibia, Anura, Pelobatidae.
AGGUCACAUGAUGCAAGUUUAACAGGUGGGAGCAUGGUCUGUGUGUGGCUGCCAGGAUCAUGUUACUGUGGGUGUAGGGUGACACCCCUGCAUGUGGGGCAAUAAUUAUCUGAAAAUUCUAAAAUGUUAAUUUAGCUUUUAUGGAACCAAUUAGUAACUGGCAGAGUGAGCUAGCUGUCUGUAUCACACACCACUUACUGCAGAACCUCUUGGGGAGCAGACAUGACUGUGAUAAUGUGCUAAUAAAAGAGGCUGUGCAGCAUCUUAAAACUGAAAUUAGUGAAUUGUUCUAGGCAUGUGACACUUUAAAUCACUACGCUAGGGCUUAUUCACUAAAAUGUGAUCUUUCACAGUUUAAAGGACACUAUAGUUAGUCACCAUAAAUACUACAGCUUAAUAUAGUUGUUCGGAUGUCUACAGACUGUCCCUGCACUAUAAACACUGGCUUUCCCGAGAAAUGGCAAUUUUUACAUUGCUGGCUAAUUACAUAUCUAGUGGGAUUCACGCAGAUGGCCACUAGAGGUGCUUCGUGUGUCAAUGCUGCUUCAUGCUCUACAUGGAGGAAAUGAACAUUCCCCGGUGAGAUGCUUUGAUUUAUUCACAAUAGUUGUUUUUUUUAAUUUUUUUUUAUUUCAAAUUUGAACUUCACAUUCCUAUGGGAAAGCAUUGGAUUGGCUGAGAUCAUCAAAAUUGAUGAUCUCAGCCACGGAGCCUGCCGCAGCGAGAAUGGUAGUCACAACUUUCCUGGUUCAGCCCAACCAAUGCCUUUUGGAUAUCAGUUCACUGUAAUUUUCAGUUCAAUACUUUUUCAUCCAUUUUUCAUCAGUGGGGCAAUAUCCUUUUUAGCGUUGCUGAAUCCAGCAUGUUUUCCUGUACACAAUUCAAAGAUGUUGGUAUGCACAUGUAAAGUUUUGCCCUGUAUUAUUCUGCAGCAAUAUGGAGAUUAAUCAAAACAGAAUGUUUCGGAUCAAUUAUCAAUAUCUUCAAAUUCAUCUGUUUUCCUUUGGCAAUAUAAUAUUGCCUUUUACUAAACAGUACAUUUUUAUUAACUUAUGUCCAAUAUAAAAAAGUGCAUCUGGGAAACCAACCAGAAAUACUUAGAAUGCCAGAUUUUAUUAACCAAAGUGAGAAUUGUGAGAAAUUCCGUAAAUUAAAAAUGAGCUAUGUUUCAGGGAUUUUCUAACCUAAAAUUUGAACUUCACUUUGAACUCUUGACAGUUUCACUCUAUAAUUAUUUGUGUGUGAACAGACAUUGACCUUGAUUUUAAUUUGUUUGAAACAGCAUCAAAAAAAUACUCCAAUCUGAUAGAAAAAAAAAUCAUCAUACACUUUAAUGAUGAAUUCUGUAGAAUAAAGGGAUUCUCCAGUGCCAGGAAAACAUAUCAGUUUUCCUGGCACUGCAGGACCUUGGAGUGUCCCUCUUCCUCCCACCCCCAGCCCAAGUUGCUGAAGGGGUUAAAACCCCUACAGUAACUUACCGGAGUCCAGCGCCAGCGGGGGAGACCUAAUGCGCAUGCACGGCAAAAGCCGCGCACGCGCAUUAGACCUCCGCGUAGGAAAGUAUUAUUCAAUGUUUUCCUAUGGGGAUUUCGGCAACGCUGAAGGUCCUCACAUAGCAAGAGGACGUCCAGCGUCGCUUGAAACACUUUUGAUAGACAGCCACAAGAGGAGGACUUAACCCUUCAAUGUAAAUAUUGCAGUUUAUGAAAACAGCAAUAAUUACACUUGCAGGGUUAAGGGUAGUGGGAGUUGGCAUCCAGACCACUCCAAUGGGCAUAAGUGGUCAGGGUGCCUGGAGUAUGUAUUUAAUAAUUUGAAAAGGGUUUUUUGGGGGGGGAGGGAGUGGGGAUUAAUUUCCGAUGCGGAUUCAAACAAUAUAUAUAAUGGUCCUUUAACUGCAGAGUAGUAUAAAGUAGUGUUGCAUUGUUAUUUAGUUAUGUGAAAUUUACUGAUUACGCGUUGUGAUAUGUGUUCUAGCUCUGGCAAUUUUUAGGAAAUCAUCUGCGAGAAUUCAGAACCUGCAUAUGAAAUUAAUCUGGAUUGCUAUUAGGGAUCGACCGAUAUUGAUUUUGUUUUAGAGCCAAUACUGAACUUUUAGGCCACUAGCCGAUAACUUACCGACACCGAUAUUCUAUACAUCCGUUUUGAAAAAAGAAACAAUUUCUACACAAAUCUAUUGUUUACUGAACAUGAUUAAUAUUAUUUUUAGCAAAUUUUUUUUUUUUUUUUAUAAAGUGGUAAAUACACAAAAUAUACAUGCCAGUCAGAUUUCUUUUUAUGUUUUCAAGAAUAUUUAGUGUUCCUCUCCCCUCCCUGUCCGUUAGUGUACCUCUCUCCUCCCUUCCCUGUCCCUGUCCCUUAGUUUACCUCUCCCCUCCCCGUCCCUUAGUGUACCACUCCUCUCCCUUCCCUGUCCAUUAGUGUUCUUUUCCCCUCCCCUCCCUGUCCAGUAGUGUCCCUUAGUUUACCUCUCCCCUCCCCGUCCCUUAGUGUACCACUCCUCUCCCUCCCCGUCCCUUAGUGUACCACUCCUCUCCCUCCCCGUCCCUUAGUGUACCACUCCUCUCCCUUCCCUGUCCCUUAGUGUUCUUUUCCCCUCACCUCCCCUCCCUGUCCAGUAGUGUACCUCUCCCUUUCCUGUCCCUUAGUGUUCCUUUCCCCUCACCUCACUGUCCAUUAAUGUACCUCACCUCUCCCCUCCCCUUCCUUCCCUCUCCCUUAGUGGUCCUCUCCCCUCUCUCUCCCCCCACCCCUUAGUGUUUCACUCUUACCCUGUCCUUUAGUGUCCCGCUUCCUCCCUCCCCCGCCCCCUCCACUCUUAGUGGUCCUUUCUCCUCCCUGGUGUGCCUUGGCAGAGCGGAGCGCUUCCUUCCUGCCGGUCUUAUGGACGCGCCGGCCCUGCAUGUGCUGGCCACCACUGCCUCUCACAUUAUUGGCAAUAUCGGUAUCAAUAGUGGCCGAUAGCGAUAUUUGCCAAAAUCUGGAAUAUCGAACCAAUAAUUGGUCUAUCCCUAGUUGCUAUACUGUGUGAUAUUGAAAAAACACAACUCUGCCCCCACCAAUAACUGUGUAAUUUCAUUGUAACAAUUUGUUCUUUAACCCCUUAAAGACACAUGACAUGUGUGACAUGUCAUGAUUCCCUUUUAUUCCAGAAGUUUGGUCCUUAAGGGGUUAAAGAUGCUUUAUCAAAUAGAAAUGUCCCGUUCCUUUGGGAAUACUAAAUUAGUGGCUAAAUUUCAGUGCUUGAACCAGGUCUAUAGGAGCCAUAGGUCCUUAAGAUUUUAAACACAUGGGCUUUGGAAUGAAACUGAAUCUCUACAGAAAGAAAAGCUGUAUGCAAUAGCAAUUCCUUUAAAAUAAAAUUAUAAAGAAAAUUUUGUUUUCUCUGAGGAUAGGGAAAAGCAAAAUGUUGCAGUUUGCUAAUACCAAUUUUGCUGAUCUUUGCUAUUUUUGUAGUAGUGUUCCAGAUAUGAAAAUCAACAGAGUUUAACAGCAUGGAAGACAAGAGACGGAGAGCUCGGGUACAGGGAGCAUGGGCUGGAACCACCAGGGCAGUCUCUCGGCCAGGUGAGAUCCCUUAAAUGAACUCCAACUGGAAAAUCUUUUUUUUUUUUUUUUUUUUAAACUAUAUAGUAGAUAUAACUCUAACUGCAAACUUGCAUACUUUGGGGAUAUAUCUGAAACCAGCUUGGAAAAGCUGCAGAUGUGCUGUCUCUCUCCUUUUUACCAAGCACAGACUUUCAGUCUGGCACACUUGGUGUAGAAGGCAGGAGCGCUGAAGCAGACUGUGCUUGCCACAUCAGUUAACUCCAUAGAGCCAAUAGAAUCGGGAAGAAUACCUCCCAGCUAUAUGAUUGGCAGCCAGGGAGGCGUUUCUGAAAUUAGUAAUAAAAAUGCAAAUUUUCAAUUGAAAUCAGCUCUUUUAUAAAAUAGAAUUAAGAAGAGAUACUUGACACACAGCAAGCUGAAGUGGUUUAUAUGUGUGGAAACUCUGUUUAACAUGCAUUUGCCUUGUGAUAUACAAAUGUGUCUCAAGCAUGAAUGUGCUACAUAUUUUAGGAAAGAGAUGAAUCUCUUUGCUUAACAAUAUUAUGAUAAAAAUUUUAGAAUAAAAAAAGCUCUAAAAUCCUGUUUUGAGUCAGCCAAUUGUUACCAUAACAGUUUAUUACAUACACCAGUGUCUGAGUCACAACAGAACAGAAUCUGCAAUGGACAGUAUAUUUCUUACAUUUCUUAACCAUAAACAUUUUAACUGGUGAUUCUGUACAAACAGGCAAUUCUAGAAUGUAAGCAUGUGUGAGCAGGGCCCUUAGCACGUUUAUUCCUGUGCCUCCAACUCGUCUUGUUGCAAAUACUGAUUAGUCCACCUGUUGUACAACACUGAGGAAUUUGUUGGCACUUCAUAUAUAAUAAUAAGUUAUAGCAAAACUACAUUGCUAUAUUCGCAUCAGAUGUGCAUUCCAAAUAAAACUCUGUUGCAAGUAAAUUAGAUAAAAAUAAACGCUAGAUGGCAGCGUGUUACAAAACACAAGAAUUAGAUAACCAAUAUAUUCUUUUAUUUAUAUUGUCUGUCUAAGGACAGUGAUUGUAUUCCUUAGACAUAAUACAUUGUUCACUAAUGUAAACACUUACCAUAAUCCCUGAAAAGCUCUUUGCUUGUUAGAAUGUCCGUCCUGGGUACCUUUAAAUAUUCCUGCUGCCAAAAGUUUGUUGUAAUUCCUUUAAAGGAUCACUAUAGUGUCAGGAAAACAAAGCGAUUUUCCUCACACUAUAGUGCCCUGUGCAUGCCCGCACCCUCAGGGUCCCCCUCACGUGGCGCUGAAGGGGUUAAAACCCCUUCAGCAGCUUACCUUUAUCCAGCGCCAGGCUCCCUCGGCACUGGUGACCUCUCCUCCCCCGCCGACGUCAGCUCCCAAAUGGAGCCGAAUGCGCAUGCGCGGCAAGUGCCGCGCGCGCAUUCAAACAGUCCAAAAGUCAGAUAGAAAGCUGGCCUUCAUUAAGAGCAUUGCUAGAAUUACUUCCAUCUUCUUCAAAUGGAUAAAGUUGUAGUUCAUACAGAACUGACUUCAGAGAUGUUGGGCACUGUGUAACUACUCUUUACAGUGAGAGAGGGAUCUUUUAAAGGGAUAUAUGAGGAGCUUUUUAGAAAAGAGUAGCGCAAUGUAGGGGGGCUCUACUGCCCAAAUAAAAAAAGAAUCACUGUUCAGUAGAUUUAGCCCCAAUGAAAACAUGUAUGCAUUUAAUUGGGGAUUUGUUUUCUUCAGGGUAUAUCUAAAACCAACUUGAAAACACUACAGAUCUCUUGACUGUUGGCUUUGCAAGCCCUGCCCUUCUACCCCAGCCCAGACUUUCUGUAGCUGUCCAAUCACAGACUUCUCAGUGCAGCUCAAUAAGAAGUGUUUGCAAGGCAGGUGCUCUGGGCAAUUGUCUGCCUCUUGAGUUUAGCUCCACUGAGCCAAACAACCAGGGGGUGUAACAAAGUUCAUUUAGAAAAGUGACAAAUUCUAUUAAAAUCUGCACUUAUUGUAAAAGGAAAAAAAGAAGACACACUCUUCACACAUAAAUCACUUCUGCAAAAAGAAAGCGAAGUGUCCCUUUAUUAAAAAGGAUAGGGUUCCGGAGGGCGCUGUGUGUCAGGGUUACGGAAAUAGAACAUUCUUAAUGAUAUGGGGAGCCACUAAUAAGCUUUAAUCCAAUGUGAAUUUCAUGUUUUUGCUUUUCAAGCUGUGGAUCCUGUAAUAAAACCCCAACCGAAGACGAAUAGGCCUGAGAACCCUGGGAGGAACUUUCUGUAUAAAGAACCCACGGAGGUAACGGCUCAAUGUGAACAUUUCCAGCCAGAACAACAUUCUGCCUCGUCCAGCAUCAUCUCACUAACUGUUAUUUUUUUCAGGCUUAUCGCAGGGCUCCAGAACCACGAGUCAUUGAGUAAGUUGAAUGAAAGAGAACCAAACUAAAUGUUACAUUAUACCAUACAGUAUCAAAAAAUGGCACAUCCUGUACGUUAUUAUGGCAGUUUUGAUUACUUUUUUAUUUCAUUUUAAUAAUGUCAGCCUGCCUACCAUUGACCUCCUUACUCUAGUUGUGUUUAGAGUAAACAUCCAGUCCACUUCCCAUCUCUGUUCCUUGUCACAUUUUCAUUGUCACUGGCAUAGUUACUCAUUUGCAUAUUAUCUGCAAUUUCUCUUUAACCCCUUAAGGACCAAACUUCUGGAAUAAAAGGGAAUCAUGACAUGUCACACAUGCCAUGUGUCCUUAAGAGGUUAAAGCCAUGACCAUGUGGCCUCACUUUUCGAUGCCAUCUAUAAGCUGGUGACACCCAGAUCUACCUCUCCUGUGACGUGUCACUAACUAUCUGUUCUGCCUCUAGCUAGAUGACUACCCGUUUCCUAAAACUCAGACUUUCAAAAACUGAGCUCCUUUUAUUUUUUCUUUUGAAAAUGUCCCCAAUACUGUAACGCUCCUUGCAGAUUAAUGGAACCCCCAUUGUACAUAACUCCCAGCUUGCUGCUUUGGUGUUCUUCUGGAGAGUAACUUCACCCUUUCUCCCAACAAUCACACUCUCAACAAACCCAGAUUUCCUAUCCAGAAACAUUGUUUGUAUUAGCUCACUAAUUCACGAAAUUAUUGUUUCCCACCUCAGUUACUGCAAUCCUUAUCAACAGUUUCAUUUCAUUCUUGCACCCUUCAAGAUCCAGGCCAAAAUACUGACAAUAACAUUGGUUUCCCAAGACAACUUCGCCCUUCUUUUGUCCUCUUUUCAAACUUGCAUUGCUAAUCUCAGCUUCAAGACUGUAAAUAGUAAUAACAUUGACGAUAGUCAGUGCAUACCUGCAUCUAAUAAAUCCCAACUUACCCAUUGUGCUGAUCUGUAUUGUCCUUUCUUCUCAGUGUGGCCGGCGUCCAUGAGAUCAGCAUAUCCUCUGCUGGGGUUUCCAGGUAAAACAACGUGCUGUGAUCCAAGCCAACUCUUGAGACGUUUGUCCAUGCCACUAUGGGAACAAGUGUAACCAAGCCAUCACUGCUUUCGCACAUUAAACAUGGUGGUCAGUUGCAGGAGGCAUGGCGGUCACUGUUCCGUGCUCAGAUUUAUGAUAUUGAACAAUAUACUGUAGAUUGUGCAUGUGGCCAUUUACAAGUAUGUCCAGCCAGCUUAUUGUGGCAUGUUGAUGAUCCACAUAUAUGCAGGGUGAUGCACUUGUCAUGGGCUCGGUAAAUUGUGUAAUCUGCUUGGACAUUAUGUGAGAAAGACUGUAGUGCCCCAAAUGAAAUUAGAACUAUUCAGCAGCAUCUGUGUCUUUGUUACGAACACACCAUCAGUUACAUCACCACCUACAGAUGGUACAUUAUGGUGGGAUGGCCAAACUUAGAUCCCCAGCUGUUUUAGAAAUACAGCAUAUGAAUUGUAAAUGUGGGUGCCCCAUGCAUUAAGAGAAUCCUACCAGGGAAAUAGAACUUUUAUUGUACAUGGCUCUCUCUCUCUGUGCGUGUGCGUGUGUGUGUGUUCUUGAAAACUGCACACACAGAGUUCUUGCACCAUAACCACUGCAAUAAACUGCAGUGUUUAUGGGACUUGAAAUGUCCAUUUAAGCGUGUGUUUAACUUGCCUCUCUUGUAUACAGACUAAUGAACCAUGUUGUUUUCUCCUAGGCUUAGACUGGUCCCUUUGUUUAUUGAGCCCAAAGAAGCAGGCUGGAUGUUUGAACAAUUACUUCAAGAAAUUCCUUGGAAUCAGAAGACUAACAUGGGUCCAGGUGAUUUUUGUUUUGUCCUACACCUAAAUUCCCAGUAGAUGGCGCAGUUUACCCAUGAAACUGUUACUUGAACUUGAUUGUCUAAGUUAAUCCUUCUCUGCCUUGUUUUGUUUUUUUCUUUUAAUUGUGUAACUUUUGAUUGUGUAAUUAGACUUUAGUUGUCCAUGUUGCAAACUUUUAAAAUUCCUACUUUAUCAGCCUCAUUUUAUAGAUUACCUUAAUAUCGUUUUUUCACUGUAUGCUAUAGAAAAUAUGGUCAGCUAAGCAGUUCGUAAAACUUUUGUUUAAAACAACCACACACAAAACUUUGAUAUUUUAUUUUUCUAUUUUGUUCAUUUUGCAAGCCAUGGGAUGUGGUAGUUCUGAAGAUUGCAGGAUAAAACUUAUCAGGAAAGGUUAAAGGAACUUAAAUUGUAUAGCUUGGAGGAAAGACGAGACGGGGGAUAUGAUAGAAACAUUUAAAUAUAUAAAGGGAAUCAACACAGUAAAGGAGGAGACUAUAUUUAAAAGAAGAAAAACUACCACAACAAGAGGACACAGUCUUAAAUUAGAGGGACAAAGGUUUAAAAAUAAUAUCAGGAAGUAUUACUUUACUGAGAGGGUAGUGGAUGCAUGGAAUAGCCUUCCAGCUGAGGUUAACACAGGGAGGGUUUAGCCUAUUAACAGCCACACACACCCUGAGUCCUUUAAAAGAGGCUUCACAAUAAAUGUCAAUGACCUUCGUACUGAGACUUACGAACAACUGCCAAAGACCGGAUUCCACUUUUGUUAAAAAUGACAUUCCCGUUAUAUCAGAAAUUUUAGUUUUUUUCAUUUUCUACAAAUAAUCAUUUAAAUGGUCUCAAAUUAACUAAUUUUUUUUGUCGUCAGAUGGACAGUACCAGGAGCCCAGGCUUACAUGUUGGUAUGGUGAACUACCGUAUACUUACUCCCGCUCUACAAUGCAGCCAAACCCUCACGUAAGCCUUUUGCCAAUUUCUCACCUAUUGCUUUUGUUGUCUUGCCUUCUUUUUGAUUUUGAUAUUAAUGCAGAAUGAUGUUUUGUUGUAUCAACAGUGGCAUCCUCUGCUGACGAUGCUAAAAGAUCGCAUUGAAGAAGUGACUGGGUACAGCUUCAACUCCUUACUCUGCAACCUCUACAGACAUGACAAGGACAGCAUAGACUGGCACAGUGACGAUGAGCCAGCACUUGGCAGAAAUCCAGUUAUUGCUUCUCUCAGCCUUGGUGACACUCGUACCUUCCAGAUGAGAAAAAAGCCACCCCCUGUAAGUGAUCUCUGGGUUAGGGACACUAUAUUAAUAUAGGCAAUAAAAACAUUUGGCACCUUAACUAUUUUGUCAGUGGUCAUCUCACAGGCAGGGGCUCUGGUCCUGGAACCUCCAGGAGCAAAUAAAUGCCUGUGUCAUCUAGCCUCCCAAUCUGCGUUUAAAUGGUGUAAGCAGCCAUGGGUAACCUUAAACUCGCCAAAACUUAAUUUCCACUUAAUAGCGAUGAGAGGGUGAACAGGUAUGUAGAGUGCCAGCAUACUUCACAGCUCUCAAAUAAAAGAACUAAAAUAAGCAAAUUGUGGCAUACAAGUGAAGGUGGGGACAAGAAAUUUGGGGGGACCUGAUCACAUGAGUUUACAAUCUAUAUUAUCAUCCUCCUGACUGGAUGACUGCAUGCCUUAUCGUACAGAUAAACAAUUGAGUAUUUAGUGUAAUGAGAAAAUGAUGUGUUGCAGUGAAUAUAUUAUAUUGAUUUAUAUAAUAGUGUGUUGUUUCACACCACCUCUUUAGUAAUAGAAUCAGUGGUUCUUAUAAUGAAGUAAUCCACAGCAUCGGAACAGCUGCAUAUUUAUACCUUAUCAUGGGAGUUUCUCACAGCCUAAACAAGACAUCUCUUGACAGGUUCUGCAAUUUUAUAUAAUGUGCCUUUCUUUUUUUCAUUCUUCCUGUUCUAACCUGAGCAGAGCUGCUAUUAUGUAAACUAUAGUGUAUGACAUAACUGAUGUAGCAAACCAUCUAUUUGUCAAUCGCACACACUGUGACACUGAGUGGGACCCCUCCGCCUGCUUACACAAGUUAAUGUCACUGUCUGCAUGUAAAUGGGUCACUCUGCGGGAGGGGUUCAACACUCACAGCGCUUUCUAGAAGCAAAAAAAUCUGUUACCCACUCACUGUCGGCACAUAAGUCAAAACGUAGCCUCCCACGAAUUGUAUUUCGUAAUAUAAACAAGCAGUCAACAGGGAGCAUUGUCAAUGACAUAAGUAGAACUUUCUAGGAUAGAAUUGGGCACAUUUAAAAACCCUUGGAGCUUAUUUACUACACAGUGUUAUGGCAAAUUGACAAAAAAUUGUAAAAUACAUACCAAGUUUUUUUUUUGUUUUUUUUUAAAUUGUUUAUUGUAGCAUAUCUUUGCAGUGUUUUAUCAUAUCACCAUAAUGCACUGUUUGGUGAAGAUUUAUAUGUUUGCGUUCUGUGCUUCACUAUCUUGCCAGUUAAGUGACUGUAUGUUAACAUACGUGGAUUAUUGGCUUAGUGGGUAUCGGUAAGAGGGUUUAAAGAGAAACUGUCUCUUCUCUGAAAGUGAUAGUUACUUUUCCCUCACUCCAGUAUCCUUGAAGCAGAUUGAUAUAUGGGUAAAUUAUGCAUUUACUGCCUUACAGGAGGAGAAUGGGGACUACACGUAUGUGGAGCGUGUUCACAUACCUUUGGCUCAUGGAACAUUGUUACUAAUGGAAGGAGCUACUCAGGAAGAUUGGCAGGUGAGCGUCUGAUACAAAAAUCUUUCCAAUGCAUGGAUCGUCUUUUCCCGGACUACCCCAUAGAAACAUUGUGUCUGCUCUAGAACUGCACCUACAAACCAGCAACACUGCCCAUAUUGAUUCAAUGCAGUGUGCAGCAUCCACUCAGUGUGCUGCUAAUAUGUUGGUGCUGGAAAAGCUGUGGUGAAUUUAACUGAUGAUCUGGAGAAGCGUGGGGUAUAUUGAUUAGACCAUUCAGAUUGGUGACGGGUUCUUUAUAAUUUCAUUGUGGUGCUUCCAACCAAAGCGGACUCGGAAUACAUUGCAAAAUAAUAUACACAGAGGCUAUAAAGCUUGUGAUCAUUUAUUUUAAAUAAUGCAAAAAAACAUGAUGUUUUUUCUUCUCUGGCCUCCCCCUUGCAACGUGUCCAACCUGCUUAUGAGGAUUGAGGAAAGAAAUUGUCAUGUUCCCAAAAAUGGGACGUAAGAGCUCCCCCAAACCUGUGUGUUUGAGAUUAAUACAUGUGGUUUGUGCUUCUCCAUUUCUCCGCAGCAUCGAGUGCCCAAAGAAUACCACGACCGACGACCACGGAUUAACCUUACUUUCAGAACUAUGCUUCCAGAAACCACAGCUGUACACUGUUGAUCAGCCGAAGAAAUACAGAGUCUAUACAUCUAGGCUAUCGGCUGAUGUCUGGAUUCCUUUAAUUAUGAGCAAAUAACCCUGUACAAAGAUCGCCCCUUACCCAGUCACUGACAAGCUUAAUGGCGGUGUUUAUAAUGGGAAAGCAAUCGCUGGGUACCCUUUACCUAAUUUACAAAACCACCUUUUGUUUUGACUGAGUGCAAGUACUAUUUUGAUUUUUUGGAUUUACCUAAUUUAUGUCUAGAUGUGUUUACAUGAAUAUAAUAUGAAGCAUCUUUGCUGGUAAAGGCCACAAGGAUUUAGUAACUAUUUGUUUGCACUAUAGCUGCACAGUUAUUUGUUUCGAACAUGGGUUUAUGACUGUCUAAAAGAUAAAUUCAUUUAAUGUUUCUUAUUGAUGAAUAAUAAGGGUAAACUCUUACAAUAAUGCUAAUAACAGAAAAACCGUGGCUAUUGGUAUCCUUUCCAUUACAGAUUAAAAGGGGGAUAUACCCUACCUGCCUACUGCCAAAUAUCUUUCAAUAUAAUCUUCAUGGCCCACAUAGGAUGUAAACUAAACGGGUUCAUAGCAGAAUUUGCUCCUUCACUACAGACUAAGACAAACACUUUUUUUUUUAUUAUUUAUUAACUGAAAUUCUAAUUAAUAUGUUUAAUAAAUCUUUAUUUUCAGUUCACUUUUCAUAUUGAUAAGUGUGAAUACAGUCUAAUAAGCAAUGCUAUUUCAAAACAGUGAAGCCAGUCGAUUUCCAAAAUAGUGAUAUAGAAAUAUGGAACCAACAGGUAUGAUAACAAGCGUGAAUAAAUUUAAAUUGUUGAUAUGAUAAUACAGUAAAAUGGUCUGAUAAAAAACAAAUGAUAGUCGAUGAGAACAAAUUAAGAGCAACUGCCCAACACUAGAACAAUUUACUUCUUGCAAAGAGGGCAAAAAAAAUUAUAUUUCAGUGCCCUAGGGCUAUUAACAAGCUCUUUCGAUGCACAACAUUUUAGACAGAAAGGUAAUUGAACUCACAGGAUCACACUUGAAUAUUAUAGAAUUUACAUAUAUUAGAGAAUCAUUCAACGAUAUGUGGUACAACACUGUAAUUUGUGAAAAGUUUGUUGUCCAUAAUGAAAUUUUGCAUUAUUUUGUCAUUUUCUUUCAUAAAAAUCCCAGGAAUGCAAUAAUCUUUCUAAAAUUCAUUAUGCUUGUUUUUAUGCAAUAUACAUACAUGUGCGCAUGUAUUUAUAUUUGUGUUUAGAUUUCUAUUUAAUUUUUUAAAGUACAGGAAGCUUGAUAAAGUUUAACUUUAUUUUUCUUUUCUCAAUGGUUACAUAACAAGCAUUUUUCUUCCGGCCGCUGCAUAAACACUCCUCUCAUCGUUAAAUGAAAUAAUUUGGAAGUGUUAUGUUGGCUCUCUCUGCUCUUCCUUAUGUAACGCCGAACGCAUGUAAAUUAUCAGACAGAGGAUGCUAAUAAUGACACACAUCUCCAUAGCAACCUGCGUGGAACAUUACUGAGCGCUAUAUGUGGGAAGAUUGCAGGGCGGCUUGGAAACUGUGACAAUGAGGGGUAGUGAAUCCUCUGUCAUCAUUGCCUGUAACAGAAAUUCUGUUAUUAUCCAGAACAUUCAGCAGCCUUUGAGAUGUUUCUGAUGUCACUUUGGUUUUGCCAUUUAGUCAUUCGAGCUAUCGUUAACUCUCUGGGGUUUAUUCACUAAGCUGUGAGUUGCGAUGAGCUGGAGAAUUAGUACAAAUUUUAAAUAUGCUUUUCCAGAUUUCAACUCACUACAACCAUGCACACCUGUUUAGGCUUUAAAGGGACACUAUAGUCACCAAAACAACUUUAGCUUAAUGAAGCAGUUUGGGUGUAUAGAUCAUGCCUUUGUAGUUUUACUGCUCAAUUUAGAAGUUAAAUCACUUUUGUUUCUGU